Neolamprologus brichardi is the source of this 4772-nucleotide messenger RNA. The record is from RefSeq and is a predicted model, not a curated record. Lineage: Eukaryota; Metazoa; Chordata; Actinopteri; Cichliformes; Cichlidae.
GGUCACAUCGGAGCAUGCUCUGUUCUCCUGUUCGGUUGUGGAUGUCUUUUCCCAGCUCAACCAGAGCUUUGAGAUCAUCAGGAAGUUAGAGUGCCCAGAUCCGCAGAUUGUAGGACACUACAUGAAGCGCUUCGCCAAGACCAUCAGCAAUGUGCUUCUGUCCUAUGCUGACAUCAUCUCCAAGCUGUUUGCCAACUAUGUCACCAUGGAGAAAGUGCCCUGCAUCCUGAUCAACAACAUCCAGCAGCUGAGGGUUCAGCUGGAGAAGAUGUUUGAAGCCAUGGGUGGAAAAGAUCUGUGUGUUGAAGCUAGUGAUAUCCUGAAAGACCUGCAAGUCAAACUCAACAAUGUCAUGGAUGAUCUCAGCAGGGUCUUUGCUGUCAGUUUCCAGCCUCAUAUUGAGGAAAAUGUUAAGCAGAUGGGAGACAUCUUGGCUCAGGUUAAGGGAACCUCAAAUGUGGGAAAUGCCAGCAGCGUGGCCCAGGAUGCUGACAAUGUCCUGCAGCCAAUCAUGGAGUUCCUGGACAGCAACCUGACUUUGUUUGCUAAGAUCUGUGAAAAGACUGUGCUGAAACGUGUGUUGAAGGAGCUGUGGAAGCUGGUGAUGAACACCAUGGAGAAGACCAUCGUUCUGCCACCGCUCACAGACCAAACGGGGAGGCUGAAGAGUGCUUCUCACAGCGAUGGCACUCAGCUCAUCUUUAACGCUGCCAAGGAGCUCGGACAGCUGUCCAAGCUGAAGGAGCACAUGGUUCGUGAGGAGGCCAAAGCGCUAACACCCAAGCAGUGUGCUGUGAUAGAGUUGGCUCUCGACACCAUCAAGCAAUAUUUCCAUGCUGGUGGUGUGGGUCUGAAGAAGACAUUCCUGGAGAAGAGUCCUGACCUUCUGUCUCUCCACUACGCCCUGUCCCUUUACACGCAGGCCACAGACAAACUCAUAAAGACCUUUGUCCAAUCGCAGAACGCUCAAGUGUUCGGCGGGAAGGGGGUGAGAUUCACCACUAGUGAGGAUGUUUACCCAGAAAAGGGCUCUGGGGUGGACGAUGCUGUAGGAGAAGUGUCCAUCCAUGUGGAGAUUUUCACUCACCCGAACACCGGAGAGCACAAAGUCACAGUGAAAGUGGUCGCCGCAAAUGACCUGAGGUGGCAGACGCAGGGAAUAUUCCGGCCUUUUGUGGAGGUCUAUAUCAUCGGCCCUCACCUCAGUGACAAAAAGAGGAAGUACGCCACGAAGUCAAAGAACAACAGCUGGGCUCCCAAAUACAACGAGACCUUCACUUUCACCCUGAGUAAUGAGGUGGGUCCUGAGUGCUACGAGCUGCAGGUGUGCGUGAAGGACUACUGCUUUGCUCGAGAGGACCGCACCGUGGGCAUGGCUGUCCUUCAGCUGAAGGACGUGGCCCCUAAGGGCAGCGCCGCCUGCUGGCUGCCGCUGGGUAAACGCAUCCACAUGGAUGAGACGGGACUGACCGUCCUGCGCAUCCUCUCCCAGCGCAACAACGACGACGUGGCCAAGGAGUUCGUCAAGCUCAAGUCCGACCAGCGCUCUGCUGAGGAGGGCCGUAGCUAGGGGGCCAAAUCGCAGUUUAAAAUGCCACGACAGGAACUCGAAUCAGAUCAAAGUAUCUGCCCAGGAGCUCUCCUGAGCCACUGCAAGCCACUGCCCCGAUUAUCCAGUGUUGUAAAAGCACACAUAAGACAAGAGUCGCCACACAUACUGUAAAUACAUUUAUUUCAGUGGAAAUGACAGAGUGCGAAGCAAAGCAUCACUCGUUUUCUGAAAACGCACCAGUGUCUUUAUUGUUGCCGACUUCAUCAAACAUGGUUUUGAUUCAGUUAUACAUAGAGUUUAAUCUUAGAGCAUAUAACUACUUUCCUCUAAUCCCAGAGGAGAGCCAUGCCAUCCCACACACACACGCACACCUCACUUGACUGGUCAGAGUGAGAAAUAUCUUGUAGCCUUUAAUAUUUUGGCUUUCUUUCUCACUCUUUCUCUGCCUUUUUAACCUUACCCUCAACUUUACCGAUCCCCAGCUCCUCUCGUCCCUUCCCUAGUUCACUUAGAGAAGGGACCGCAAGUGCCAACAAGGAAUUGCUCAAAUAUGCCAAGACCAGCCCUAAGCACAACCGGACCAACUGUCCACCUGACCCGUAAACAACUACAACGGCUGCAGCCUCAAACAUUCCAGAUAUUGGGUGGGCAACACAUACAGGGAACAAAGCACUAUUUAGUUAUGAUGAGUUUAAUAUUUAUUUACUUUUUUCUUCCAGAUUAUAUCUAUAUUUUAAUAAUUCUAUAUAUCAUCACAUAUAUAUAUAAAAUAUUAAGGACAUAUGUAAAGAUAAAUACAGGAUUGUUCGAUGGAACUGUGGUCGGCUAAAGAUUGUCCUCGUCCGUCUCUCUGUCCGUCUACCCUGUAACAGAGCACACUGCCUGACACCCUUAAUGCCUUCCGUCUUGUUAACCCUUGCACAUAAUGUAUGUCCUGUUUCCUAUAUGAUAGAGAGUGGAGCCUGAUGAUCAAGCGCUGUAAAUCAUCGGACUGUAUGUGUGUGAAAACGAGUGUGUGAAUGUGCGAUACAGUGUUUGUAAUACGUUCUAAUGUCAACCUCGUGUGACCGCCCGUGUUGUCUGUCACCUGCAAAUGUAACCACUGAAAGCCAUCACAAGUGAAGGACGUCACAACGGGUGGAGCGGGAGUGCGAUAAGAUUCGGGGGGUUUUUAUUGUUUUGUUCAGUUUGUUUAAUUUAGCACAGGUUAUAUUGUGUGGUGGAUAUUUCCAUCUGGUUUACUGCAAACAUUCCUCAGCCAGGCAGCCCUGUAAGGACAGUCAACUGCCUUUAAAAAGUACGUGCUAAUUAAAGUCCUACAUGUAUAAUUAGAUGAUUAAAAACACAGUCCCUGAGAAGCUAAAAUAACCACGUGGGUUACACAGCAGCACAUUCCUCAACACGGGGAGAGCAUAUACCGCUAAUGAUCCAGCGCUUAUCGCGUCUAAUGAUCCACCUGCAGAUGCCGUAACCCUUAAUCGUGAGUGAGAAACAAGACCUCUGCUAAAGGGCUGCAGAUCCAGACCGAGCCAGGUCUGGAUCUGACAUUUAAAAGAGGGCCUACUGUCCACUGUACAGAGAUGUAGUGUGAAAAUAGAAGAAGCACAGGGGCUUUGCUGCACUCAUAAAAACACAUUUAUACUCCGAGCUUGUUUUACAGCAGUUCACCUGAAGCUACAGUCACUUUCAUGUGAAACUAAAUGUUUUAAAACGACUGCUCGCUGUCUAGCAUGUCUCUCAAUGCGACAUCUAUUUUUAAGAAAAUACCCUUUAAAAAGAAGAAGAAUAUAUUUGUUGUUUUCUCGUGAACAACAAAAAUCAUGGGGGUGAUGAUAAUAACAGGAUGAUCGGUUGGUUGGAUGUUUCUCUGCGUCAUUACUAAGAUGCCCCCUCCCAAACCUGAAUAAUAUCAAAGUCCCCAUUAUUAGAACAAGGCCUACAAACUGAACUCUAUGCAUCUGAUCUAUAAAGUCUCUGUAGAUGAGUGAUUUGGAAUCAGUCUUAUAAUGUUUACAUUGUGGAUUAUUAUUCUAAUUAUAUCAGCACAAGCGUUUGUCUGAUAUGUUGUAAAUGCCGUCUCUGUUUCGAUGGGCCAAACAUCACAGCUGCGGUAGAGCUGACCAGAGACGGGAAGUUUGGUCAGCUCAGAGGAAACCGAUCGGAAGGGAGAUCGAUCGCUGCAGUCGGGUAGUUGUAAAUAGCUCGGAUGUAACAAACACACGUCAUACUAUGUGAAGUGAAGUUUCGCUGCUCUUUUGUAGACUUGAAUUUUGCUGCGAGUGACUGCACAGCUGGUGUUUAUGUGCGACUGGGUGCCCAAUCUGGAAAUGUAGCUACUAUUGAAGGGUAUAGAAAGACCGCGUGCACUCUAGAGAUCAAUAACAGAGCGUCUGUAUUACUUUAAUGGGGCCUGAUCAGGAGCCAUUCAAAGUAAUGCAUCGUAUAUCAUUAUAUAUAACAUGCUGCCUGCUAGUGAAAACUACUCACAGCUAAAAGUUAAGCAAUCCCUUAAUAUGAUCUUGUGUGUGUACAAGGUCUUUUAUUAAGGGGGCACAUCUACUUUUAAUAGCAAAAUCAAUAACAGGUACGCAGCUGGAAAUGCCACGAAAAAAAACAAAAACUUUAUUGCUGUUGACAAUGAUACUUUAGGAGAGGAAAUUCUUCCCCUUCCUCCACCUUCAGAGGCCCGGACUGCGUGUUGGAUUAUCAGGUUGGCACGUUGAACAGGAACGCACACACAGAGGUGGAUGAAGCACAACGAAAAGCACACAGACACAAGUGGACACACAUGCAUGAUCCGUCCUGAAGUGUCUCGCUGAGCAGGCCACACAGACAGAUACCUGCACAGCGCUGCUGGUCCGGUACUUCCAGAUACGGUGCAUGAUAGGAACAAUAAACAAAAAGUAAAAAAACGUGUAUUGUGCCAGCACGCAUAAUUAUUUGAUGUUUAACUGCCAAUUGUUGUCUUCUUUAUUUUGAUAUUUAAUUAUCGUUUUCUAUUUUUCAAAUGUUUGUGAAUAUAUAAAUAUGUAUUACUGAUGCUGUGUAGUGGUACAAAGUACUCGCAUGAGAAUUUUUUUAUACACGAGAUGUUUCUAAAAAUUCUUUCUUUUGGGCUUGUUUUUUUAUUAUUAUUAUUAUGGUUGUCCUUAUUGGGGGUUGAGGUUGCUGGGACUGCAGUCUCAUUGUGUUUCUGCUUCCAAUAAAAUAUGAAAUAAAA